Bombus pascuorum is the source of this 1141-nucleotide messenger RNA. Its product is annotated as toll-interacting protein-like. NCBI's taxonomy places the organism in Eukaryota, Metazoa, Arthropoda, Insecta, Hymenoptera, Apidae. The coding region runs from base 151 to 1023 and encodes 290 amino acids. Gene Ontology annotation, cellular component: cytoplasm. The transcript is spliced from 6 exons. Gene Ontology annotation, molecular function: ubiquitin binding; ubiquitin conjugating enzyme binding. The record is from RefSeq and is a predicted model, not a curated record. Gene Ontology annotation, biological process: ubiquitin-dependent protein catabolic process.
UUUGAAAGAUUCUCUUAAGAUGUCGUGACAUCAGCGUGACAGAUGUGUGUUAUGAUUAUUCUGAUGCAAAAAAAAAUACGUGUAGUUUGACAGGUUUCAUUUAUAUCGAAGUCGAUUAUACUAUUAUAUUAAGAAUAUUAAGAAAAAGUUAUGAAUUCAGUAAACCUUCGGAUAACUGUUAGGGAAACCGAAAGGCGAUCAGAUUUGUAUGAAGAGUGGAAAAGACGGGCUUUUCUAGGCCCACUCCCACAAGGAUUUCUUAGAUUGGAAGAGCGCAAUGCUCAACAACAACAAGAAGCUGCAGAUCAGCAGGCUGCACUUGCUCUUCACCAGCUGCAAAUGCAGAACAUGCCAACAAUGCAUGAACCUCAUGUCGGUAGACUUAGUAUUACAAUUGUUCAGGCUAAGCUUGUAAAAAACUAUGGGAUGACAAGAAUGGAUCCUUAUGUGAGAUUAAGAGUAGGCCAUGCUGUAUAUGAAACACACACAUGUUCAAACGGAGCAAAAAAUCCACACUGGAACAAAGUUAUUCAAUGUUACUUGCCACCAGGAGUCUCACAAAUAUAUGUAGAAGUUUAUGAUGAAUGUUCGUUUGUAAUGGAUGAAUUAAUUGCAUGGGGUCACAUAGAUAUUCCAUCAAAGGUCCUCCAGAAAGGGGAAAUGCACGAAGAUUGGUACAUGCUUAGUGGAAAGCAAGGAGACAAUCAAGAAGGAAUGAUAAAUUUAGUUUUUAGUUAUACGACUAAAGGUCAUCCAUACAUGAGUGCACCUCCAAUUAUGAUGGUUCCUUCUUCAACAAUGCUUGGCAUGACACAGUAUGCGCCAGUAAAUGUCUACACAGCACCUCCUACAGCUGCAGUACCACCUAUUAUUCCCAGUUCUAUGCCAGAUGCUGAAGUUGUAUUAAAGCAGAUUUCAGAGAUGUUCCCAAAUGUGGAUAAAGAGGUAAUUAAAUCAGUUUAUGAUGCAAAUAAUGGAAAGAAAGAUGUAACUAUAAAUUCAUUACUCCAAAUGUGUGAAUAAGUAACUUUUUAUGCAACUCGUCAUUUAACUCCAAAGGCCAUAUUUGUAUUUUCUUGCUAUAUUGUAUUUCUUUUAAAAUGUAAUAUAUUUGCAAAUUAUUACCAUGCAUUUUAUGGUA